Molecule: messenger RNA, 1297 nt
Organism: Diorhabda carinulata
Lineage: Eukaryota; Metazoa; Arthropoda; Insecta; Coleoptera; Chrysomelidae
Gene: flip
Product: fibronectin type 3 and ankyrin repeat domains 1 protein
Exons: 4
Coding region: 209-871 (220 amino acids)
Molecular function (GO): protein binding
Source: RefSeq, a predicted model, not a curated record
UCGUAAAUUAAUCAAAACGUUGGAAAGAAAACCAAAUUAUAUAGUAUUAAGUUGGGAAAAUUUAUUUGAUCGUGAUAAAAAACGUAAAUUACAAAUAUUAAAUUCCAUUAAAGAAUGGCGUUGUAUUUACUGGGGUGAAAAUGAUUGUUACAAAGUGGAUAAUUUAGCACCUUGUACUUGUUACAAUUUUCGUAUUAAAUCUGACGAUAUGAACGAUGAAAAUUGGAUUUAUUUUAAAGGUGCUACCGACGAAGGUCCUUUCUAUACCACAAUGCAUAUGACUCGAUACGUCAAAUUAGGAAAAUCGUCGGUUGUUAGAAAGAUCGCGAAUAUAAGGCCAUAUUUACUAGACACCGAAAAUAGGGAGAAUAAAACACCUUUAAUUCAAUCAAUCGAAUUUAACGAUAUACAAAUGAUAAAUUUAUUGAUAUCUUUGGGAGCUAACGUCAAUAAAUCAGUUAUUUAUAAUAAAAGAUCUCCUCUGAUGAUCGCUAUCGAAAAAGGACGACUCCAAAUAGCGAAAUUUUUAAUAGAUAAAGGAGCAGAUGUAUUUGCAAGAGAUAUAAACGAUUUGAAUUUACUUCAUGUAGCUGUGGAUACGAAUAAUUUGGAAAACGUUAAAUUUUGUUUUGAAUUGAUAAGAAACGUGAAUUUUAAAGACAACAAAGGGUGGACUCCUUUACUACGAGCAGCUAUUAUGGAAGUCUCCAAGGAUAUCAUCGACUUUCUAAUAGAAAAUGGGGCCGAUACAAGUGUUAGAGAUAAUAACGGAAUCGAUUUCGAGACACACUGUCUUUUAACUGGGACCGUCUUUAUGCAUAAACCCAGGAGGCUCUGUCCAAGUGCCCAAGGUUCUGGGGAGGCUCUUUAAGAAUAAAAUAAUAGUGAAAAAACAUGAUUAAUAUCAUUAAAAUCUAAAUUUUCGAAAACAUCAAGCUCAUUAUACCCGUAAAAAAUUGUUUUGAAACAUAUAUAUCUUUUUACCUGAAAUACUAAACGUUACUUGAUGAAGAUGCACAAAUUUGUUUCUUUAAGGGGGUGAUUUGGUCUAAAAAUUUGAAAAAAUCGAUUUUUUUUUUCAUAGAUACAGUAUAUUUUGUGACGACUAAAUGAAACGAGUUAUUCUACUGGAAUUGUUUCUUGAAUUCCAAAAGGGGUUUUACUCAACUUUUUUUGAAGUGAUUGACCUGAUGUUUCAAGUUCUACCCAUCAGAUUCCUUUGAUAUUUGGUGGAAAAUAGUUAUCUGCACUAUAUGUACAAGAUUUGUAUUAUAUACCAAUAAAAAUUAGUUUAUAG